AUGCCCAAAGCAGUCUCAAUCUUCAAAUUCGUCGGCACGAUAUCCCUCGGCCUACUCACCGGCACAUCCUACACCCUCACAACCGCCACCCUCCCCUCCCUCCUCGCCCUGCCCACCGCACAAACCUGCUCUACCGCCCUGACACACCUCACGCGCUACGCCACCCUCCACCGCCGCAUCCUCUCGAACGUCGCCUGGGCAUCGCUCGCUCUCGCGUACGCCGUCUCGCCGCGUCAUGCCAAGCAUCCAUAUCUGCUCUGGACCGGUCUCGCGACGCUGACGGCGGACUUUGCGCCUACGUUUGCGUUGCGGGUGAGGAAGAGGGUGGUGGUUGGAGAAGAGGAGGAUGGCGUGGGGGCUGGGAGGACGGGCGAGGAGGAUGUUAAUGGCGAGACUGUGCGGAGGGAUGUGGUGCGGUGGCGGAAGGUGGAGGCUGUGCGGGCUGGGUUGGCUGGGACGGCGUUUGCGAUGGCUGUGGUGGGGAUUUGGGGGGAUGGGUUUUAG
This is a messenger RNA of Pseudovirgaria hyperparasitica, 504 nucleotides long. RefSeq lists its product as uncharacterized. The coding region runs from base 1 to 504 and encodes 167 amino acids. Gene Ontology annotation, cellular component: mitochondrion. Lineage: Eukaryota; Fungi; Ascomycota; Dothideomycetes; Acrospermales; Acrospermaceae. The record is from RefSeq and is a predicted model, not a curated record. The transcript has 2 exons. Gene Ontology annotation, biological process: autophagy of mitochondrion.